Messenger RNA from Tricharina praecox, 704 nucleotides. Its product is annotated as Alpha/Beta hydrolase protein. NCBI's taxonomy places the organism in Eukaryota, Fungi, Ascomycota, Pezizomycetes, Pezizales, Pyronemataceae. The transcript has a single exon. The record is from RefSeq and is a predicted model, not a curated record. The annotation marks the transcript as partial.
CACAUUCGUUCCCUCUCGCUGACAGCUCCUCCAUCCCGCCGGCACAACGGAAAUAGAGGUCAACUAUCCAUGUAGCAAAUUUCGCAAUGCGGGAAACUUUUACUUACGGCCGGUAGCUGAGGGUGAUGAGGUGGGGGAGUCUGGGUUGCAAAGAAGUUACCGAUCGUUCCGUCUGCAUAUUUAUACCGUCUCUUCUCCACAGUAGAUAUCGACACUAAAUAAUCCUUUCAGCACAUCACAGCACCGUUCGUCGCGAUCUAAAAUCCCACCAGCUCGUAUAAUAAUACCUUUCACCGCAAUCCAACUUCCGCAUCUAAAACAAUGUCGAUUCUCAGCAGCACCUUCGCUUGCCAGACCCAUACCUACCAAAGCGCGCCCACAACGGCCCUCGACGUUUACAAACCUGCCAACCACUGUCCUGCCUCGCGCCACAAGACUCUCAUCCUAUUCCACGGUGGCGGGCUCACCACCGGGAGUCGCGACGUGUUCAUCCCCGUCGGUAUCGCCACCCAGCUGCUGAACCGGGGCUGGAUUGUCAUCUCAGCGGACUAUUCGCUUCUCCCGCAGGCGAGCGGACUAUCGUUGCUCCGCAACCUCGCCAACAUCGAGACGUGGAUCACCGAGAACGCGGCGAAGGAGGGAAUCGACACGACCAACGUUGCCGUCGGCGGCGAGAGCGCGGGAGGGUACAUGAGUAUCCUUGC